AAAUUUUCCAGAAAUUCUUCGUUUCCAAUUUAAUUUUAUCUCUCUUACUAAAUUAAUUUUUUCUUCAUUUUCGGCAUCCUCCGUUUCGAUCGUAUGUUUGUUUUUAUGCGUGACUGAUUAUUUGUUGUUGCGGGAGUUGAAUUGAUAUGUGUCUGUAUUGCGAUUGUUAGCUCGCUUUAUUUGUGUGAAUGCUGCAAUUAGGGGAAAAAUUGAGUUGCCACUUGCCAAGUUAAAUAUGAUUUUCGUGUGAUGCAGCUGCUCGUGAAUGGCGAUCCGACUACGUUGAGUUAUUGGUUGAAUUGGAGAGUGUUUCUGUGUGCAAUAUGGGUGUUGACACCUAUGGUAAUUGCUUCGUUUCUAAUAUGGAAAUACGACCGUUCAGACAAUUUAAAAAAAUCUGGUGAAGGGAGGAACCAAGACGAGAAUUCUAGUUCUUUGAGAAAUCAAUCCUGGAAACCUUGUCUUAAAGAAGUUCAUCCUCUUUUCUUGAUGUUCUUUCGAAUGAUUGCUUUUUGUCUGCUUUUGGUUGCUGUGAGUUUCGAUGUUGCUAUUCAUGGAUUUGAACUGUUUUACUACUAUACCCAGUGGACUUUUACUUUAGUGACCAUCUAUUUUGGGUUUGGAUCGUUGCUUUCUAUGCAUGGAUGUUUCCACCAUCUCAAAAUAAAUAACAGCCGUAUAUCAAAGGAUACGGAGCAAGGAUUAUACGUCCCCAUAGCAAGUGAAGCGGAUGGAAACGGAGUGAAAUUAUUAGAGAGAUUUUAUCACCCUGGAAAAUCCCAUGCUUUACUACCAGCUGGCUUUUGGGACAAUCUGUUUCAAGCUUUGUUUCAGAUGACAGCUGGGGCAGUAAUUAUCACUGACAUGGUCUACUGGUGUGUGAUAUUCCCAUUUAUAGUACUUAGAGAUUACGAGAUGAAUUUUCUGACAGUUGUUACACACACACUUAACGCCAUCUUGCUCCUCGGGGAUACAGCUUUAAAUAGUCUGGAAUUCCAAUGGUUUGGGAUUUCUUACUUCAUCAUCUUAACGGGUAUCUAUGUCAUCUUCCAGUGGAUUGUUCAUGCAUGCGUUGCAAUGUGGUGGCCAUAUCCUUUUCUUGAUCUGUCAGCACCUCAUGCUCCACUGUGGUAUUUGGUGGUAGCAGCAAUGCAUGUACCGUGCUACGGCAUAUUCCUAUUGGUUUUCAAAGUAAAACAUUUCUUAUUUUCGAGAUGGUUCCCUCACUCGUAUCAAUGUCGCCCGUAACAUACAUUCCUAUUUUCUUGUAUACAAACCUUCAACAAAAUUUCGUCUCGUGACCACAUAUCUAAUAUAUGUGGGUCAACGACAUAUCGGGAUAUAUUAUUUUUGUGACAAUGGAGCUAUUUGGAGAAGAGGAACAUGCCUUUCUGCUUCAGGGAUUCAUCUUUACAUUUUGUGCCUACAGAAAUGUACAAGAGGCAACUAUGAAAAGAGGAUGGCAUCAAAAUUCUGGAAUCUUCAAGGAUUUCGUUCGAAUUAUUAUUCCUGAAAUAAGAAACUUCUAUGCAUAUUGAUUCAUAAUCUCGAAUUCGAUUGAAUUCCGCUGUACUCUCGAACAACAUUUUUAGCAAAAAAAUCAUUCUUGAGUAACA
This is a messenger RNA of Erythranthe guttata (spotted monkey flower), 1616 nucleotides long. RefSeq lists its product as uncharacterized. Lineage: Eukaryota; Viridiplantae; Streptophyta; Magnoliopsida; Lamiales; Phrymaceae. The record is from RefSeq and is a predicted model, not a curated record. Gene Ontology annotation, cellular component: membrane.